Molecule: messenger RNA, 982 nt
Organism: Plutella xylostella (diamondback moth)
Lineage: Eukaryota; Metazoa; Arthropoda; Insecta; Lepidoptera; Plutellidae
Product: lysozyme
Molecular function (GO): lysozyme activity
Source: RefSeq, a predicted model, not a curated record
CUAGUGUGUACUCGGCUUUACACUCAGGGUCAAUCUUUAUCUAUUGUAUUAUUCAGUCGGUUGUCACCAUCAUGUAUUUCGGACGUGUAUUGUUAUUCGUAUUUGCAUCGGUAUUGUUUAGUCAAGUGAGUGCGAAGAAGUUGGACUCUCGGUGUAAAUUAGUGAGGGAACUUUUAAGGAACGGAUUGCCCAGUGACAUAUUUCUUGGACAGUGGGUCUGCCUGGCAGAGAAGGUCAGUGACCGGGACACCGGCGCUCUGCACGUUACUCCCAGUGGCAAGAAGUACUAUGGACUCUUCCAGAUUCCGACCCCAUGGUGUAAAGAGGGGAGGGUGGGAGGAGAGUGCAACGUUGCUUGUGAAUCGUUGCUAGACGACGACAUCCGAGACGACGUGAAGUGCGCUGUGAAGAUCUUCCAGCGAGAGGGGUUCAAGUUCUGGACGCAGUGGACCGCGCGCUGCAAGAAUGACAACUUCAUCACGAAUGAGAUUUACAAAUGUCCAGACCUCUCUAUCUCCCCGCGGUCCAGUCCGGAGCGCACUCUGGUCAGCCAGGCGCUAUCAGCUCGGGCUAGACGGACUUUGAGGCAGCGACGGAGUCUAAUGGCUAAUACAUAGUGGAGUUUUAUCAGUUAUUGUUACUGAGUAGACGCUGAAAGUAGUUGCUGAAUAAUACCAUAAUAUACUCAAAAACAUCUGCGGCCGCUACACGGGUUCGUUAUCGACGUAGACAAACUCGUUUAGUGCGCAUUACAUAAAUUAAAGAGCCGUUUUUAUGGCGAAUCGCGAAAUAGUGACGUUUAUCUUUGGUUAUAACGAAGCCGUGUAGAGGCAGGUUAAUUUAAUGUGUUUUUGAACUUUUGAAGCUAUCUAUCUAUCUAUAUCGAGUUUGUUAUAAUAUUAUGGUACUUACCUGUUGUUUGGUUGUGAUAUUUUUUUAUUAAUGUCUGUUUUAAAUAAAUAGUUCUUGUAAUUUUACUGUA